UUGACGGGAAUUAAAUGGAAAAGAUAUGUGUGGCAAGGCCCAACUUCUGCCCCUAUUCUGUUUCCGGUGACUGAGGAAGACCCUAUUUUGAGCAGUUUUAGUCGAUGCCUUAAGGCAGAUGUACUUGGUGUUUGGCGGAGAGAUCAAAGACCUGGAAGAAGAGAAUUGUGGAUAUUUUGGUGGGGUGAAGAUCCUAAUUUUGCUGACCUUAUUCACCAUGAUUUAUCAGAAGAGGAAGAUGGAGUGUGGGAGAAUGGACUGUCUUAUGAGUGCCGUACUCUGCUUUUCAAAGCAGUUCAUAAUCUGUUGGAGCGGUGUUUAAUGAACCGGAAUUUUGUUCGUAUUGGCAAGUGGUUUGUAAAACCAUAUGAAAAAGAUGAAAAACCUAUAAAUAAAAGUGAACACUUGUCCUGCUCUUUCACCUUUUUCUUGCACGGAGACAGCAAUGUUUGUACCAGUGUGGAAAUUAACCAACAUCAACCUGUGUACCUUCUUAGUGAAGAGCAUAUUACUCUUGCUCAACAGUCUACUAGCCCAUUUCAAGUUAUCUUAAGCCCAUUUGGACUAAAUGGCACUCUCACAGGACAGGCAUUCAAGAUGUCUGAUUCAGCUACCAAAAAAUUGAUUAGUGAAUGGAAGCAGUUCUAUCCUAUUUCAUCUUGCUUGAAGGAGAUGUCUGAAGAAAAACAGGAAGAUAUGGAUUGGGAGGAUGAUUCGUUAGCUGCAGUAGAAGUUCUUGUUGCUGGUGUCCGGAUGAUAUACCCAGCCUGCUUUGUUCUAGUCCCUCAGUCAGACAUUCCUACUCCUAGCUCUGUGGGAUCCUCUCAUUGUUCUGCUUCUUGCUUGGGUGUCCACCAAGUGCCUGUUUCCACAAGAGAUCCUGCUAUAUCUUCAGUUACUCUUACACCACCUACAUCUCCUGAGGAAGUUCAGACAGUUGAUCCUCAGUCUGCCCAGAAGUGGGUCAAAUUUUCUUCAGUAUCUGAUGGCUUCAACUCUGAUAGUACUAGCCACCAUGGUGGAAAAAUACCAAGAAAAUUAGCAAACCAUGUGGUGGAUAGAGUUUGGCAAGAAUGCAAUAUGAAUAGAGCACAAAACAAGAGGAAGUAUUCAGCUUCAUCUGGUGGUCUGUGUGAAGAAGAGAUAGCAAAAAAAGUAGCAUCCUGGGAUUUUGUUGAAUCCACACAAAGAACAAAUUGCAGUUGUUCAAGGCACAAAAGUCUCAAACCAAGAAAUCCUGGACAACAAGGACAGGUACCAUCUUUAGGUCAGCAACAGCAAGUACUUCCUAAGCACAAGACCAAUGAGAAACAAGAAAAGAGUGAAAAACCGCAGAAACGCCCCUUGACUCCUUUUCACCACCGCGUAUCAGUUAAUGAUGAUGCUGGUGUGGACACAGAUUCAGCUGGUCAAAGACUUGUGAUCUCUGCUCCUGACAGUCAAGUGAGAUUUUCAAAUAUCCGAACUAAUGAUAUAGCAAAGACUCCACAGAUGCAUGGCACUGAAAUAACAAAUUCACCUCAGCCACCCCCACUUAGUCCUCAUCCUUGUGAUGUGGUUGAUGAAGGAGUGACUAAAACACCAUCAACUCCUCAGAGUCAGCAUUUUUAUCAAAUGCCAACACCAGAUCCCUUGGUUCCUUCUAAACCAAUGGAAGAUAGGAUAGACAGUUUAUCUCAGUCUUUCCCAGCCCAAUUCCAGGAUGCUGUGGAACCUACAGUAUAUGUUGGUACCGCAGUAAACUUGGAAGAAGAUGAAGCUAAUAUAGCCUGGAAGUAUUACAAGGUCCCAAAGAAAAAAGAUGUAGAGUUUUUACCACCUCAGCUUCCAAGUGAUAAAUUCAAGGAUGACCCAGUUGGACCUUUUGGACAGGAAAAUGUAACAUCAGUUACAGAGUUAAUGGUGCAAUGUAAGAAACCGUUAAAAGUUUCUGAUGAAUUAGUGCAGCAAUAUCAAAUUAAAAAUCAGUAUCUUUCAGCAAUAGCCUCUAAUGCAGAACAAGAACCUAAAAUUGAUCCAUAUGCAUUUGUUGAAGGAGAUGAGGAAUUCCUUUUUCCUGAUAAGAAAGAUAGGCAAAAUAGUGAAAGAGAAACAGGAAAGAAACACAAGGUAGACGAUGGAACAACUAGUGUAACAGUGUUAUCACAUGAAGAAGAUGCAAUGUCAUUAUUUAGUUCCUCUAUCAAGCAAGAUGCUCCACGCCCUACUAGUCAUGCCCGUCCCCCAUCAACAAGUUUGAUUUAUGACUCAGAUCUGGCUGUGUCUUAUACUGACCUUGAUAAUCUCUUCAAUUCUGAUGAAGAUGAGCUAACACCUGGAUCUAAAAAAUCAGUGAAUGGAUCAGAUGAUAAAUCCAACUGCAAAGAAUCAAAGGCAGGAAAUCUGGACCCAUUAUCUUGCAUAAGCACUGCAGAUCUUCAUAAGAUGUAUCCUACACCACCAUCAUUGGAACAACAUAUUAUGGGAUUUUCUCCUAUGAAUAUGAGUAAUAAAGACUACUUACCUGAAGAGUGUGUUUACCGUCAGAGUUGGACUGUUGGAAAAUUAGACUUGCUUCAUUCAGGUCCUGCAAUGCCAUUCAUCAAAGAGAGUGACGGAAGUAAUAUGGAUCAAGAUUAUGGCCCAGCUUAUACGCCUCAAACCCAUGCAUCUUUUGGGAUGCCUCCUAGCAGUGCACCUCCUAUUAUAGAUGUGAGUAUGCCAUGCUCACAGGAUAUACUUCGAAUGCUCCUUUCUCUUCAACCAGUUCUUCAGGAUGCUAUUCAGAAAAAAAGAACAGUAAGGCCUUGGGGGGUUCAAGGUCCUCUCACUUGGCAACAGUUUCAUAAAAUGGCUGGCCGAGGCUCUUACGGAACUGAUGAAUCCCCAGAACCACUGCCAAUCCCCACAUUUCUGUUGGGUUAUGAUUAUGAGUUUCUGGUGCUUUCUCCAUUUGCUCUUCCUUAUUGGGAGAGACUUAUGCUGGAACCCUAUGGAUCUCAAAGAGAUAUAGCCUAUGUUGUACUGUGUCCUGAAAAUGAAGCCUUGUUAAAUGGAGCCAAAAGCUUUUUCAGAGAUCUUACUGCAAUAUAUGAGAGAUAUAACAACCCACUAUUUUCACAAAAUUCAAUUUUAAUCAUGGCACCCAAGCUUUUGAAUCAGACGCUUUACCAUAGUGUUUUUAUAGAUGUGAGUAUGCCAUGCUCACAGGAUAUACUUCGAAUGCUCCUUUCUCUUCAACCAGUUCUUCAGGAUGCUAUUCAGAAAAAAAGAACAGUAAGGCCUUGGGGGGUUCAAGGUCCUCUCACUUGGCAACAGUUUCAUAAAAUGGCUGGCCGAGGCUCUUACGGAACUGAUGAAUCCCCAGAACCACUGCCAAUCCCCACAUUUCUGUUGGGUUAUGAUUAUGAGUUUCUGGUGCUUUCUCCAUUUGCUCUUCCUUAUUGGGAGAGACUUAUGCUGGAACCCUAUGGAUCUCAAAGAGAUAUAGCCUAUGUUGUACUGUGUCCUGAAAAUGAAGCCUUGUUAAAUGGAGCCAAAAGCUUUUUCAGAGAUCUUACUGCAAUAUAUGAGUCCUGUCGAUUAGGACAACAUAGACCUAUUUCACGACUGUUGACAGAUGGCAUCAUGAAAGUUGGAUCUACAGCAUCAAAGAAACUGUCAGAACAUUUGGUAACAGAAUGGUUUUCUCAGGCAGCUGAUUGUAACAAUGAAGCAUUUUCUAAACUCAAGCUUUAUGCACAAGUCUGCAGAUAUGACCUAGGUCCUUAUCUUGCUUCUCAGCCAUUGGAUAGCACGCUGCUUUCCCAGCCAAAUUUAGUUGUCCCUACAAGUCAGUCUUCGAUUACUUCACCUCAGAUGACAAAUACUGGAAAUGCUAACACUCCAUCCACCACCCUUGCAUCUGCAACAAGCAACACUGUGACAUUGACUUCAAGUGGUGCCAUGUCUUCUUCAGUUGCCACAGCUAACUCAACUUUGACCACAACUUCAACUUCAUCUUCGUCAUCUUCCAACUUGAAUAGUGGAGUAUCAUCAAAUAAACUAACUUCAUUUCCACCCUUUGGCAGUAUGAAUAGUAGUGCUGCACCAUCCAUGUCUACACAGACAACUACAGUUCAGAAUAGCCAGCUAGGAGGGCAACAGUCAUCUUUACAGACAGCUGGGAUAUCUGGAGAGUCAUCUUUGCUUUCUACUCAGCCCCAUCCUGAUGUGCCUGAAAGCACAAUGGAUCGGGAUAAAGUUGGAAUACCCACAGAUGGUGAUUCACAUGCAGUCACUUAUCCACCUGCAAUUGUUGUUUAUAUAAUUGAUCCUUUUACUUAUGAAAAUAAAGAUGAGAGUACUAACUCUUCUAAUGUAUGGACAUUGGGGCUACUUCGAUGCUUUCUGGAAAUGGUCCAAACUCUUCCUCCUCAUAUCAAGAGUACUGUUUCUGUACAGAUUGUUCCUUGUCAAUACCUGUUGCAGUCAGUGAAACAUGAAGAUAGGCAAAUCUAUACCCAACAUUUAAAAUCCCUAGCUUUUUCGGACAAUCUCUUUAUUCCAUAUUAUAGAGCUCGUCGGAAAAAAGGUUCUGCCAGAAGAUUUGGUCUACAGAAACUUUGGGAAUGGUGCUUAGGACUUAUACAAAUGAGUUCAUUACCAUGGAGAGUUGUAAUUGGACGUCUUGGAAGAAUUGGACAUGGAGAAUUAAAAGAUUGGAGCUGUUUGCUGAGUCGUCGAAACUUGCAGUCUCUAAGUAAAAGGCUCAAAGAUAUGUGUAGAAUGUGUGGUAUAUCUGCUGCAGACUCUCCCAGUAUUCUCAGUGCUUGCUUGGUAGCAAUGGAACCCCAAGGCUCUUUUGUUAUUAUGCCAGAUUCUGUAUCAACCGGUUCUGUAUUUGGAAGGAGCACCACUCUAAACAUGCAGACAUCUCAGCUAAAUACCCCAGAAGAUACAUCCUGUACACAUAUACUUGUGUUUCCUACUUCUGCUUCUGUGCAAGUAGCUUCAGCUACUUAUACCACUGAAAAUUUAGACUUGGCUUUUAAUCCCAACAAUGAUGGAGCAGAUGGAAUGGGUAUCUUUGAUUUGUUAGACACAGGAGAUGAUCUUGACCCUGAUAUUAUUAAUAUCCUUCCUGCAUCUCCAACUGGGUCUCCUGUACAUUCUCCAGGAUCUCAUUACCCACAUGGAAGUGAUACUGGCAAGGGCCAAGGUACUGAUCGACUUCUUUCAACAGAAUCUCAUGAUGAAGUAACUAAUAUUCUUCAGCAACCAUUGGCCCUUGGUUACUUUGUAUCAACUGCCAAAGCGGGUCCAUUACCUGACUGGUUCUGGUCAGCAUGUCCUCAAGCACAAUAUCAGUGUCCCCUUUUUCUUAAGGCCUCUUUGCACCUCCACGUGCCUUCAGUGCAAUCUGACGAGCUGCUUCACAGUAAACACUCCCAUCCACUUGACUCAAAUCAAAGUGCAGCUAGAGUUGUGGAUCCGGAUUAUCGCCUAGGCCCAACUUCGGACCGCGCUCUCGAUUUCUGCCGCGACCCGCUUCUAGGACGGGGAGGUGGUGUAGGGCUUUCGCUGGUUCUGGUUUUCGCCCAAGAGCCCACGGUUCUUGGCUCUUCAGCUCCAGCAGUCGGCCCCUCUGCUUAA
Molecule: messenger RNA, 5613 nt
Organism: Elephantulus edwardii (Cape elephant shrew)
Lineage: Eukaryota; Metazoa; Chordata; Mammalia; Macroscelidea; Macroscelididae
Gene: MED13
Product: mediator complex subunit 13
Exons: 32
Coding region: 322-5613 (1763 amino acids)
Biological process (GO): regulation of transcription by RNA polymerase II
Cellular component (GO): mediator complex
Molecular function (GO): transcription coregulator activity
Source: RefSeq, a predicted model, not a curated record